Molecule: messenger RNA, 1812 nt
Organism: Oryza sativa Japonica Group (Japanese rice)
Lineage: Eukaryota; Viridiplantae; Streptophyta; Magnoliopsida; Poales; Poaceae
Product: F-box protein At5g03100
Molecular function (GO): protein binding
Source: RefSeq, a predicted model, not a curated record
UAGCCCAUAAAGACCACAGGCAGACAGGCUCCCACUACCACUAACGAGAAGCUACCCUCGAGUCCGACGGAGAAGGGGAGGGCUACCGCCUUCUGCGCCGCCGCCGCCGCCGCCGCGGCAGGUUGGCCGCCUCCGAUCGAGUCCCGCUGGGGUGAGCUUGCCCCGGCGCCCGCCGCUUGUUCGACAAAAUGGCUGACCGGAAGAAGUGCAAGGCGGCGGCGGUCGCCACCACGGAUGGCGGUGGCGAGGACCGCAUCAGCGCCCUUCCGGACGAGGUCCUCCAGCGGGCGCUCUCCUUCCUGCCCUCCCGCGACGUGGUGCGGACGUGCGUGCUCUCCCGCCGCUGGCGCCACCAGUGGAAGUCCGUGCCCGCCCUGCGCAUCUACGCGUUCGAUGAUUGCCGGGACGUCCAGCACCUGAGUGAUUUCGUCACCAACUUUCUGCUCCGGCGCAACCGGUUGGCUCUACAUGAAUGCGACAUCACAUGCUUUGACGAGGGAGACGGUUGUGAGGUGUUCGGGGAGAACGCCAGACAGUGGAUCCGGUAUGCUGUAUCGUGCCAAGUUCGGGUGCUUCGUGUUUCUGUUGAAGCGCACACCCGUCUAUUUGGUGCGCCUCUCAAAGCCCAGCGUUUGAAGAGAUUAGAACUUUUCAGCGUGGAGUUGGGGGCCUUCUCCCUUGAUUUCUCUAGCUGCAGGGAGUUGGAGGAGUUGGAGCUGGGAGGUUGCAUCAUCAAAGACAAAGUAAAGCAGAUCUUAUCAGAAUCAUUAAGACGUCUGAGAAUCGAAGGAUGUGAUUUUUUCCGAAAUCGCACUCGCAUUUCUUGCCCAAAUCUCAUUUCCUUGGAGAUUACCGAUUUUACCUUGUACACUCCAGUGCUCAUGAGCAUGCCUUCCUUGGCAUCGGCAUUUAUCAGGUUUGGUGAACACUGUGCUGAUUCUUGUGACUGCUACUAUUACGGCGAAUUUGGUCCCGAUUAUACUGGAUGCCAUCACAGUACAGUUAAGGGCAAUGGCACUGUGCUUCUCAAUGGUUUAUCAGAUGCCAUCCAAUUAGAGUUGAUAAGUGGUGCCGGAGUGUUCAUUUUCAGAAGGGAUUUUAGAUGUUGCCCUACAUUUAACAAGCUGAAAACACUGUUGCUCAAUGAAUGGUGUAUGGCUGCUGACUCCAGCGCACUAAUUUACUUCCUCCAACACUCACCGGUUCUAGAGAAACUUACUCUUCAACUUCGGAAGAGCCAACGUACUAUGGUCAAAAGAGGUAGCACGAACAAAAAUCAGAAUGAAAAAUUCUUGGUGUCAAAGCAUCUCAAGUUAGUUGAAAUUAAAUACUGUGAGGAUGAGAUGGUUCAACAAGUUUUACAUGUCCUAAGUGCUUGUGGCAUACCAUCCGAGAAAAUUAUCAUCCAACGGAUAAGCUCAUGGGCUUCUGGAGGUUUUAGUUUCGAGCAGAGGAAAUAGGCUCGUUGAUUGUUGAGAAUUGUGCCCCUGAAUCUGGCGCCACGAAGCUGCUGGCUUCCACGUCUGUCUAUCAAGAUCAUGGGUAGAGUGACAUUCUUAGGAACUAGUAGUAGUAGAAUGAGCAGCCUGACUUGCUUGUUGGGACUAGUAUGUUUCGUGUGAAUAUCUGAUGGCACAUGGCAUGUUUCUUGUGCUUCCUUCUGAUUAAACUCAUUCAUGUUUGGUAAUGCCUGGAGAAAUUGUGUUAAUAUGUGCUGUUCUUGAGUAGAAGCUGAAACUGCAGCCUGAACUGAAACACUGCUGAAACUUGUGUGUCCAACAGAGCUCUAUGUUGCCUUAAUUUUGGACUUUA